GGCCCAGUAGUGGGGCGGAGGCGGCGAGAGGCCUGCGGCGGGGAGCGGCGGGGAGCGGCGGUGCCGGGAGCAGGCGCCGGAGCCGAGCCGAGCCGAGCCGAGCCGGCGCGGCGAAGCAGCCACCAUGUCGGUGUUCGGGAAGCUGUUCGGGGCUGGCGGGGGCAAGGCGGGCAAGGGCGGCCCGACCCCGCAGGAGGCCAUCCAGAGGCUGCGGGACACCGAGGAGAUGCUCAGCAAGAAGCAGGAAUUCCUGGAGAAGAAGAUCGAGCUGGAGCUCACGACCGCCAAGAAGCACGGCACCAAGAACAAGCGCGCUGCCCUCCAAGCCCUGAAACGCAAGAAGAGGUAUGAGAAGCAGCUGGCACAGAUUGACGGCACGCUAUCAACCAUCGAGUUCCAGCGAGAGGCCCUAGAGAACGCCAACACCAACACAGAGGUGCUGAAGAACAUGGGCUAUGCCGCCAAGGCCAUGAAGGCUGCCCAUGACAACAUGGACAUUGAUAAAGUUGAUGAGUUAAUGCAGGACAUUGCUGACCAGCAAGAACUUGCAGAAGAGAUUUCAACAGCUAUUUCAAAACCUGUAGGAUUUGGAGAAGAGUUUGAUGAGGAUGAGCUCAUGGCAGAACUUGAAGAACUAGAACAGGAGGAACUAGACAAGAAUUUGCUGGAAAUCAGUGGACCCGAAACAGUCCCUCUACCAAAUGUCCCUUCUGUAACACUACCAUCCAAACCCACCAAGAAGAAGGAAGAAGAAGACGAGGACAUGAAGGAAUUGGAGUCCUGGGCCGGAUCCAUUUAACUGGUCCCCUGCGGGCUGGGCCCAGACGGACUCUGGCACCUGCAGCAGGCAGGCGCAUGCAGGGCAGGCAGGACGUGGUGCAGGCAGGUUCCAUCGCUCUCGAAUCUCCCUCCAAAGCAGCAGGGCCACAUCACUGCUCCCUCUCUGCAUAGCAUGGUCUGCACCCA
Messenger RNA from Suncus etruscus (white-toothed pygmy shrew), 966 nucleotides. It is a transcript of the gene CHMP4B, whose product is annotated as charged multivesicular body protein 4B. NCBI's taxonomy places the organism in Eukaryota, Metazoa, Chordata, Mammalia, Eulipotyphla, Soricidae. Gene Ontology annotation, biological process: late endosome to vacuole transport via multivesicular body sorting pathway; vesicle budding from membrane. The transcript has 6 exons. The coding region runs from base 125 to 799 and encodes 224 amino acids. The record is from RefSeq and is a predicted model, not a curated record. Gene Ontology annotation, cellular component: ESCRT III complex; multivesicular body; cytoplasmic side of plasma membrane.